Centruroides sculpturatus (bark scorpion) is the source of this 2669-nucleotide messenger RNA. Its product is annotated as patched domain-containing protein 3-like. Bases 119 to 2647 code for a protein of 842 amino acids. NCBI's taxonomy places the organism in Eukaryota, Metazoa, Arthropoda, Arachnida, Scorpiones, Buthidae. Gene Ontology annotation, cellular component: plasma membrane; cytoplasmic vesicle membrane. Gene Ontology annotation, biological process: molting cycle, collagen and cuticulin-based cuticle; endocytosis. The transcript is spliced from 4 exons. The record is from RefSeq and is a predicted model, not a curated record.
CUGGAGACGAUGAUUUUAUUUAAAGACUUUCUUUUAAGAAAACGCGAAAAGAUACAAUGGGACAACAAAUGAAGUACACCUUUACAGAAAAAUAAAAAAAAAUAAUAAAAAUUAAAACAUGAAAAUCGACUUUGUGAAGAAACGAUUAUCCAUCGUUUUUCGUAAAUUAGGAAGAUUAGUUGGACUUCAUCCGUACUACUUUAUCAUUUUUCCUAUUUUAAUAUCAGCGACAUUUUCAGCAUUCAUAGUCAAUAUAAACACUAUCUCAAACACAAGCGAACUGGCAUUUGCAGAUUCAGGAAAAGUCUAUAAUACUAAGAAGUUCAUUGACGAAAACUUUCCUUUUAAUACAUCGAAAUUCCUUGAUCCAACAAGUUUUACAGACGUACCAAAAUGUGUGUUUGUGAUAUUUACAAAGAAAGGUGGUGGAGAUAUGCUCGAAAAAGAUGUGCUACUGGAAAUAAGUUUGGCAGAUCAGUUUAUUAAGAAUAUAACAAUUAACGAUAAAGGAAAAAAAAUUCGAUAUUCAGAUAUUUGUGCACGUGUAGGAGAAAAAUGUUUUGAAAAUCCGAUUAUAGAAAUAUUGCCCGAAAUUGACAAUAUAGUGCAGCGAAAGAAGAAAUUAAAGUAUCCGUUCGAGAUAGAUCCGCUGACAUACUCUUAUCAAAUUAAUUCUCUCAACUUUGGGGGUGUAAUCGAAGACGAGAACGAUGUGAUUCAAACAGUUAAUGCCAUUAGAAUAAUCUAUUUGACAGACGAGAGCGACAAGAAAAUACACAAUGUGAUAGAAAGAUGGCGAACAGAAGUUUAUAAUCGAAUAAGAAAUUAUCAAUUUAAACAUAUUCUUUGUUUCAUUGAUUACUACUGGUCAAUGGAACAACGAAAUGUGCAAUUAGUGGAAAAUAUAAAACCGAUGAUCGGUGCACAAGUUGCAUUUAUUUCUGUUUUUACUAUUGUCACGUGUAUGAGCAACAAUUGGGCAAAAAGCAAGCCUUUUCUUGGUGUUGCAAGUGUCGUAUCGGCUGGUCUGGCCGUGGUCACCUCUUUCGGAUUCAUGUCAGUUGUCGGUGUUCAAAAUAGUAUUUGGAACAUCACCAUUCCGUUCUUAGUUCUCGUGACAGAGAUCGACGAUGCCUUCGUAUUGAUGGCGUGUUGGAGAAUUUCAAACUCCCAGCAUAAAGUACACAAACGUAUGGAAGAAACAUUGGGGGAAGCAGGAAUUUCUAUAACGUUAACAUCGUUGACUAAUCUGUUUUCUUAUUGCAUUGGAAUGACGGCAUCUUUUCCUCUUAUAAGAAUGUUUUGUUAUUAUUCGGCAACCAGCGUAGUGUUUACAUUUUUGUAUCAAAUAACAUUUUAUGCAGGUUGCAUGGCAUUAUCAGGAUACAAAGAAGAAAAUCAACAACAAACAUUUCGUCUUAAUUUCAGAGAUAUCGAAUAUUCUUCUACAGAAGAAGAAACGUCUACUGAUGAGCCAACAAUGGCAUAUUUUAGGGACAAGUUGGGAAAAAUUCUAUCUAUGAAUGUAAUGAAGAUAACAGUUAUCAUCGUUUACUUUUUGAAUUUAUCAUUUGGAAUAUGGGGAGCUCUAACUAUAAAACACGGUAUAGAUUUUACUAAGUUAUAUCCAGAAGAAUCGGUAAUAACACAGGGUAUAAGAUUAUAUUUUAAUAGUUUCGGCCGAUAUACGUUACCUUACCAUAUAGUAAUUAACAGCAAACUUGAUUAUUCAGAUUUAGAUGUACAAAAUUCAGUAGACGAACUACUCAACAAAUUCGAAAGUCUUCCGUACAUUGCAGAUUCUCGAUUUACAGUAUCUUGGUUGAAAUAUUACAAAGAAUUCCAAAAUCACCCACUAGCAAAGUAUUCAUUACGAGGAUACAACAUGUCGGUUAAACAAGAUUUUCUGGAUGGACUUCGCGAUGUUUUCCUGAAAUUUAAAUCAGCAGAACAAUUCACAGACGAUAUCGCCUUCAAUUCUGAUGGAUCCGAUAUUAUAAGUAGCAGAUUUCAUAUCUUUCUAAAUGACACAUUAACUGCAGAAGCUGAAAUAGAAAUGUUAAAAACACUGUGGAAAAUUGCUGACGAAUUCGAUUUUCCUGUUCUUGUUCAUGCAAUAAUCGCACCUCAGUACGAACAAGGAAUUAUAAUUGGACGUACAAUUCAGGAUUUAUUUUGGAUCACUUCACUUUUGGUUAUGAUUCUUUUCGUGGUUAUCAUACCAAACAUUGUCGUUUCUGUUCUCGUUGCAAUAUCGGUAACAUCCACCAUUGUAGAAACAUUAGGAUACAUGUCUCUUUGGGGUAUAAACAUGGACAUUUUAUCUAUGAUGAGUCUGAUAUUAUGUGUCGGAUUCUGCGUCAAUUAUCCGGCACACAUAUCUUACGCGUAUAUUUGUUCUUCAUAUCAAACCCCUAAUGAAAAGAUGAAAGACAGUUUGUAUCGUAUCGGCUAUCCAAUAUGUCAAGGAUCUCUGUCAACCAUUUUAGGAAUUUUAUUUGUAUAUAGAGAUAUCUAUGCUUCAAUCAUAUUAGUGAAAAUUGUGUUUCUUAUUGCAUUAGAAACUGCAUUUCAUGCAUUGAUUUUUGUUCCUGUUGUUCUUUCUUUAAUUUUUUCAAUAUUCUUUAAAGCUAAUAACAAAAUAUAGAGCCAGAAGUAAAGAAAAAUGU